Messenger RNA from Oryctolagus cuniculus (rabbit), 2977 nucleotides. It is a transcript of the gene CRISPLD1, whose product is annotated as cysteine rich secretory protein LCCL domain containing 1. The record is from RefSeq and is a predicted model, not a curated record. Gene Ontology annotation, cellular component: extracellular region. NCBI's taxonomy places the organism in Eukaryota, Metazoa, Chordata, Mammalia, Lagomorpha, Leporidae.
UGCUUCUGCACUCCGCCGCGGCCCCCCGGAGCAGCAACGCGAGGUCGCCGCCGAGCCCCGCUGCAGUCCCCGCCCCUCGCCCCAGCGGACGAUGCUCAGAGACGCUCGGGCGCCCACCAGUCAGCUCGCUCUCCGCCCCAGCUGCAGCCGCUAACUUCGGGACGCUCUGCCUGCUCCUUCUUCCCGGGCUGCCGAGGAGCGGCAGACGCAGAGACGCGCGUCCCGCAGUCUGCGCCCGCGAAGCCCCCAGACGCUUCUCGCCUGCUCCUUCGCGAACCCAGCUGUGUGUGCAGUUGUGGGUGGAGGCUGGGGCGGCUACGGAGGCUCUCUGCUCUCUAGGGCGCUUCACACUGGAGAGCCAAAAGAAGUGGAAGAGCGUUUUCUUGGAGAUCUUGCCCGGGAAAUCCUGAGGUCAUUCAUUAUGAAGUGUACCGCGCGGGAGUGGCUCCGAGUAACCACAGUGCUGUUCAUGGCUAGAGCAGUUCCAGCCAUGGUGGUUCCGAAUGCCACUUUAUUUGAGAAACUGUUGGAAAAGUACACGGAUGAGGACGGUGAGUGGUGGACGGCCAAGCAAAGAGGGAAAAGGGCCAUCACAGACGAUGACAUGCAGAGUAUCUUGGACCUUCAUAAUAAAUUACGAAGUCAGGUGUAUCCAACAGCUUCUAAUAUGGAGUAUAUGACAUGGGAUGUAGAACUGGAAAGAUCUGCAGAAUCCUGGGCUGAAACUUGUUUGUGGGAGCAUGGACCUGCAAACUUAUUGCCAUCCAUUGGGCAGAACUUGGGAGCACAUUGGGGAAGAUACAGGCCCCCAACUUUUCAUGUACAAGCAUGGUAUGAUGAGGUGAAAGACUUUAGCUACCCAUAUGAACAUGAAUGCAACCCUUACUGCCCAUUCAGAUGUUCUGGUCCUGUGUGCACUCAUUAUACCCAGGUGGUAUGGGCAACAAGUAGCAGAAUAGGCUGUGCCAUUAAUUUGUGCCACAAUAUGAACAUCUGGGGACAGAUCUGGCCCAAAGCUGUCUACUUGGUGUGCAAUUAUUCCCCAAAGGGAAACUGGUGGGGCCACGCCCCUUACAAACAUGGACGGCCAUGCUCUGCUUGCCCACCUAGUUUUGGAGGGGGCUGUAGAGAAAAUCUGUGCUACAAAGAAGGGUCAGACAGGUAUUAUCCUCCUCGGGAAGAAGAAACAAAUGAAAUUGAACGGCAGCAGUCACAAGUCCGUGAUACCUAUGUUCAGACAAGAUCGGAUGACAGUAACAGAAAUGAAGUCAUAAGCACACAGCAAAUGUCCCAAAUUGUUUCUUGCGAAGUAAGAUUAAGAGAUCAGUGCAAAGGAACAACCUGCAAUAGGUAUGAAUGCCCUGCUGGCUGUUUGGAUAGUAAAGCUAAAGUUAUUGGCAGUGUACAUUAUGAAAUGCAAUCCAGCAUCUGUAGAGCUGCAAUUCAUUAUGGUAUAAUAGACAAUGAUGGUGGUUGGGUAGAUAUCACUAGACAAGGAAGAAAACAUUAUUUCAUCAAGUCUAAUAGAAAUGGUGUUCAAACAAUUGGCAAAUACCAAUCUGCUAAUUCCUUUACAGUCUCUAAAGUAACAGUUCAGGCUGUGACUUGUGAAACAACAGUAGAACAGCUCUGUCCAUUUCAUAAGCCUGCCUCACAUUGCCCAAGAGUAUACUGUCCUCGCAAUUGUAUGCAAGCUAAUCCACAUUAUGCUCGUGUAAUUGGAACUCGAGUUUAUUCUGAUCUGUCCAGUAUCUGCAGAGCAGCGGUACAUGCUGGGGUGGUUCGAAAUCAUGGUGGUUAUGUUGACGUUAUGCCUGUGGACAAAAGAAAGACUUACAUCGCAUCUUUCCAGAAUGGAAUCUUCUCAGAAAGUUUACAGAAUCCUCCAGGAGGAAAGGCAUUCAGAGUAUUUGCUGUUGUGUGAAACGGAACACUUGGAAAGGGGAUCAUAAAGACUAUUCCAAAUGCCGUAUAUCUGAAGUUUGUAUAAAACUGUAACAUUACUGUACAGAAGAUAUCAACUAUUUCAGCCCAAAACAGUGCCAAAUGCAUAUAAAUCUUGUUAGACAAAGUCUAUAAAAUAAAACAUGGGACUUUAGCUUUGGACAAAGUAAGGAAUAUGUAAUGGUUUCAGAAAUCCUGUGUUAAAUAUUGCUAUAUUUUCUUAGCAGUUAUUUCUACAGUUAAUUACAUGGUCAUGAUUGUUCUACAUUUCAUAUAUUAUAUUAUAUGGUGCUUUGUAUAUGCCACUAAUAAAGUGAAUCUAAACAUGGAAUGUGAAUGGCCCUCGGAAAAUCAUCUGGUGCAUUUAAAAGCAAUCAACUGUAAAACUGAAAGAAACCUUACUGUAUUUUCCCCCAUCCAGUUCUCUAACAUUCCCUAUUCCAAAUAAUGUCAAAUUAUUUUCUAGUUAAUCCCUGUACAGUUUUUCUCCUUCUGUUAGGGUAGACAUAGAGAAUAUUAAGUUCUGAUAUUGCACUUGUUAUUUUGUAUAAAAUAAUCAUAUAAUAUCCCCAUGAAUCUGUUAAAAUGUUUUGUUCCUUGGGAAUGGACUUAAUAGUAAAUGGAUUAAGUCAGAGUAGUGGUAUAAAAACAUUCCUAGUGAUUGUAUAGUACAUAUAGGACUAAAAUGGGCAGCCAGAGCUUUCUAUAUAUUAUUGAAAUUGAGGCCACACAUUUUCUUUUGUAUCCUGGCAAAUACUCCUGCAGGCCAGGAAGUAUAGUAGAAAAAAUUGAACAGAGACGAACUAAUGUAUUGCAUUUCCAUUGCCACUGAUUUUCUUAAUGGUAAAUGGCCUUGUGUAUAAAUGUUGCCAGAUUAUGGUACCUGUAGUGGUGAUAUAUUUGUUUCUAUGAAAAAUGUAUCUUGCUUUGAGACUAAAAGAAAUCUGUAAAGUGUUACUUUUGGUAAUUUUGUUUUCUGCUAGUGAAUUUACUCUUUUCCUGUAAACAUUAAAAUUAAUCAUGUUUCAAAGUA